CAAUGUCGGAUAUUUAUAUUGGCAUCGACAACUCUAAAGGCAAUCAAAACAAUGAAAAUGUGAGUACAGGACAGUAAAAAUGGCAGGUCGAGGACGUGGCAAAACUGGCUCCCUUACUCAAGAGCAAUUGCAGACUUUAGGUUGUAUAGGCAAGGAUAUUCCACAAGUGCAGACGGCGCCUCCGCCUACAUUUCCUCCACUUAUGUCUAAACCGGUUAAACUUGAGACUACAGCGGCACAAAAUUAUCAAAUACUUUGGAGGGAGGCAUAUCUUAAUCAUAUGCGCGAUUCUCCCUAUUUCCUUGCUCCUAAAAUUCCAAAUGCAAAUAGUACCUUACAAAGCUAUUCUGACCAAUGGGCGACCGCGGUUGAAAAUGCUAAAACGAAAACUAAAGCGGAUUUUAUUUGGCAAAUGAUGCCAACUGAAUUACAUGUUACACAGAAAAAACGUCGUGUUGCAGGAGGCGAUAAAGUUGUUUCCAAGAAGCCUAAAAAUAUUGAUGAUCGCCUAAAAGUCCUGGAGGAAAAAGAACGCAAUGAAGACGAAAAAGAUAUCACAAAAGCUUCAUCAGAUUCCGAACACGAAGAGGAGGAAGAAGCGCCCGCAGACGAAGAGAUGGAUGAUGAAAACGAUUAUGGUAACAGUUAUUUCGAUAAUGGUGAAUCAUAUAAUGAAGAAGAUGACAAUCUUGAUGAUGGUCCUGUUUAUUAAAGAAAAAGUACAUUUUUUACACAUCA
Molecule: messenger RNA, 738 nt
Organism: Bactrocera tryoni
Lineage: Eukaryota; Metazoa; Arthropoda; Insecta; Diptera; Tephritidae
Gene: Polr3G
Product: DNA-directed RNA polymerase III subunit RPC7-like
Exons: 5
Coding region: 80-712 (210 amino acids)
Biological process (GO): transcription by RNA polymerase III
Cellular component (GO): RNA polymerase III complex
Source: RefSeq, a predicted model, not a curated record